AUGUCUUUUGCAGAUCUCUUGCAGAAGAAAUCAAUUGGCGCCAAAGAAGAGACUGGCUUCACCGAAGAGUCCACCAAGAACCCCAUUGUCUUCCAGCCCCCCUCCCAGGCCCUCCCUGGGGACCCGGUCCUCCUCCCCGGCCAGAGUGUCACCAGGUCCGACUUCCUCCCCAUGCCCCACCCUCAUGGGGACGAGUUCCUGCCUGUGCUGGCCAGAGGCUCCGAGCGGGAAACGGGCUACAACCGGGUGACGGAGAGGACCCUGAACCCCAGAGUGCCCCCUCCUGGCCCAGAACCGAGCAGCAUGAGCCACCGGCAGUUCCAGCCCCCGCAGCGCAUGCAACAGACGAACGUCGCCUUGCUGGGCCGGGAGACCGUGGGGAACAAGGAGCCCUCGGGGUUCAGCCUCAACAACCCCAGCUACUUCCGGAACCCUUAUGACCCUGACAUGGAUAAUCGGUACCUGACCACCUACAACCAAGGGUACUUCGAGAAUAUCCCUAAGGGUCUGGACCGAGAAGGCUGGACUCGAGGUGGCAUCCAGCCGCAGAAGCCCGGAGGCUAUGCCCUCAACCAGCCGGUCACCCACAUGGAGGCCACCCCCAACCCCACGGAGAGCCUACAGCACCUGCACCCCCACGUGGGAAGAACCCUGAUCUCCGUGGACCCCUUCUACCAAGCCCCGCCUCACAGCAGCUACUUCAUGACACCCAACUGAGCCUGAGACUGGGUUUGCCAACCCAACGGACAGGACAGGAGCCGGCUACAGUCCCUACCCCCACCCCGUCCCUGCCCAGACUCCCCUGACUACUUUCCUAAUGAAAUAAAGAGCAGUG
Leptonychotes weddellii (Weddell seal) is the source of this 835-nucleotide messenger RNA. Lineage: Eukaryota; Metazoa; Chordata; Mammalia; Carnivora; Phocidae. The record is from RefSeq and is a predicted model, not a curated record.